AUGUCAAAUUCGCUGGCACCUCAACCCUUUGGCGCUGGCUUGGUGCCACCAAGCAUGCACUCGGUACCACCACCACCAUCACCAAUUGGGGUGCCCAUGGAUCAGAGUAGCGAAUCAGACGAUCCUCCACCGCUGCCUUCGGAUGCCGGUCAGACGCUCUAUGUCCAGAAUCUCAACGAGAAGGUCAAGCUUGAGACAAUGAAAGCAACGCUCACCAACCUCUUUUCCAACUAUGCCACCGUUCUUUCGGUAACGGCGCAUACAAAUCUUCGAAUGCGCGGCCAAGCGUUUGUCUCGCUCGAUGACGUUCACGCAGCAGACAAGGCUCGACGAGAAGCGCAUCUUUUUCCGCUGUACGGUAAAGCGAUGAAAAUCAGUUUUGCCAAGUCCAAAUCAGAUGCCGUGGUGCUGCAGAAGCUUAAGGACGAGGGAGGCCACGAGUCAGAAAUGUUUAAACAGCACAAAGAGCAAAGGCUGCAACACAAGAAGAAGGCGAGACGAGACAAUGUCUUGAGGAGGAAGGAACUGGAGAAGAAGAUCAGAGCCAAAAAAGCUGCGACCGGAGAGAUCUCGCAGCCCGAGAAAGCGGCUCCCAAGAGGACGCAACAACAGAUGCCCGACGAAUAUCUCCCGCCCAACAAGAUGCUCUUUUUGCAAAACAUCCCCGAAGGAGUCGGCAAAGGCGAGCUCGAGAGCUUGUUCUCAGCAUACCCAGGCUAUGUCGAUGUCCAAACCAUCCCUGGCAAGGCCGAAAUUGCUUUCGUCGAGUUUGCAGAUAUCCCAUCCAGCGCUACAGCUCGUGGCGCCCUCAAUGGCUACAAUUUCGGAGCAGGUGACAAGCUCAAGAUCACCUUUGCGAGAGCAUGA
This is a messenger RNA of Mycosarcoma maydis (corn smut), 867 nucleotides long. RefSeq lists its product as uncharacterized. Gene Ontology annotation, cellular component: U1 snRNP. NCBI's taxonomy places the organism in Eukaryota, Fungi, Basidiomycota, Ustilaginomycetes, Ustilaginales. Bases 1 to 867 code for a protein of 288 amino acids. Gene Ontology annotation, biological process: mRNA splicing, via spliceosome. Gene Ontology annotation, molecular function: U1 snRNA binding. The transcript is spliced from 3 exons. The record is from RefSeq and is a predicted model, not a curated record.